Molecule: messenger RNA, 1245 nt
Organism: Humulus lupulus (European hop)
Lineage: Eukaryota; Viridiplantae; Streptophyta; Magnoliopsida; Rosales; Cannabaceae
Exons: 2
Coding region: 1-1245 (414 amino acids)
Source: RefSeq, a predicted model, not a curated record
AUGCCAACAGAGGAUCUUCACCUUCAUCUUCAAUUGUUCAUUGAAGUGAGUGAUUCCUUCAAGCUGCCCAGAGUGAUAGAGGAUGCACUGAGACUAAAGUUGUUCCCAUACUCCUUGAGAGAUAGAGCUAGAGCUUGGCUGAACUCUUUUCCAUCUGAUUCUGUGACUACUUGGCAAGAGUUAGCUGAGCGGUUUUUGAUGAAGUAUUUCCCUCCCACUAAGAAUGCCAAGCUCCGCAAUGAGAUUACUUCAUUUCAACAACUUGAUGAAGAAUCUUUAUAUGAGGCAUGGGAGCGGUUUAAGGAGUUGUUGCGCAAAUGCCUUCAUCAUGGCAUUCCUCAUUGCAUCCAGAUGGAGACAUUUUAUAAUGGUCUAAAUGCCCACACUAGAAUGGUGGUUGAUGCUUCAACGAACGGGGCACUUCUUGCUAAGUCCUAUAAUGAGUGGCCCACUUCUAGAUUGUCUACAUGUAGGAAGGUAGCUGGUAUUCAUGAUGUAGAUGCCAUCACUUAUUUGGUAGCCCAAGUCUCCUCUAUUUCUAAUAUGCUCAAGACAAUGAAUAUGGGGAUGAAUCAAUCAAUGGGGCAGCCUAUGGGGACACAAAUGGGGCCUAUGGAGAACAUUUCUUGUGUGUAUUGUGGUGAGGGCCAUGCUUUUGACAUCUGUCCUUCCAAUCCAGCAGCUGUGUGUUACAUGGGGAACCAAAAUAGGAAUAGCCAUUAUUCUAAUUCCUACAACCCAUCAUGGAGGCAACAUCCCAACUUCUUGUGGAGUAAUCAAGGGGCUGGCCCUAGCAAUUUUUCUAUGCCUCCAAGACCAAAUUUCCCACCAGGUUAUCCCCCACAAGCACCACAACAAAGGCCACAACAACAAGGAAUGCAAUCUAGCUCUCUUGAGAACAUGUUGAAGGAGUAUAUAGUGAAGAAUGAAGCCAUGAUCCAAAGCCAAGCGAUAUCAUUGAGAAACUUAGAAAACCAAGUUGGGCAGCUAGCUAAUGAGCUCAGAAAUAGACUCCAUGGUACGUUACCAAGUGACACCGAGAAUCCAAGAAAUGGGAGCAAUGAACAUUGUAAAGCCGUCACUUUGAGAAGUGGGAAGGAGUUGGAGAAUUCCAAGGAAAAUUCUUGGCAUGAGGAUGAGCCCUCUUCAAUCCAAAUAAAUGAGGAAAUUCAAAAAGACGCUGAAAUUCCUAGUGUAGAAAAAUCUGCCUCUGCCCAGAAUGCUUCAGGAAUGCCACAACAUUAG